This is a messenger RNA of Entelurus aequoreus (snake pipefish), 1909 nucleotides long. It is a transcript of the gene cdc20, whose product is annotated as cell division cycle 20 homolog. Lineage: Eukaryota; Metazoa; Chordata; Actinopteri; Syngnathiformes; Syngnathidae. The coding region runs from base 165 to 1661 and encodes 498 amino acids. Gene Ontology annotation, biological process: anaphase-promoting complex-dependent catabolic process; positive regulation of ubiquitin protein ligase activity; positive regulation of anaphase-promoting complex-dependent catabolic process. The record is from RefSeq and is a predicted model, not a curated record. Gene Ontology annotation, molecular function: anaphase-promoting complex binding; protein binding; ubiquitin ligase activator activity. Gene Ontology annotation, cellular component: anaphase-promoting complex. The transcript has 11 exons.
AACCAAUCGUGAAGCGUUCUAAGACAUUUAAAUCUUGUGAGGUUUUUUUUUUGAACAUUUCAAACACUUUUCACGAGACCUGGGAGCCGGAGAGACGUGUCUUGUGUGCGUGACUGUUUUACACCAACACUAGAGAAGUGAGUAACUAAAAGAGACUCCUCACAAUGGCGCAGUUUGGUUUGGAGAACGACAUCAGCAACACCCUGAAGCUGGACGUGCCGAUCACAAACGCGCCCAUUGCCCGCUGGCAGAGGAAGGCGAGCUCGUCCAACAUGUCUAUGAACGGUUUGUCCCCUGGGAAGUCUGUUAAUGUCUCCCAGAAUUCCUCCAAGACGCCUGGGAGAACACCAGGCCGAAUGAGGAAAGCAACUCCGACAAGGAUGAUGGGAGGUGACCGCUUCAUCCCGGUCAGAAAUACGAAGCAAAUGGAAAUGGCAAGUUUCUUGCUGACAAAGGACAAUCAGCCUAAGGAUGCCAACACUUCAGCAGCAACAUUGGAACAGCAGAAAGCAUUGUCAAUGGCCCUGAAUGGAUGCAACAUAGAAGAAGCCCGCAUCUUGCAAUUCAGUGCAAAACCAGCUGCUCUUCCAGAUGGCCAGCACAGUGCCUUGAAGGCCCUCUACAAUCAGACCGUCACGCCCAUGUCCAACAAGAAAACACGAUGCAUAUCUUCAACACCCGAUAGAAUCCUUGAUGCUCCUCAGAUUAGAAAUGAUUUUUAUUUAAAUCUGCUUGACUGGAACUGUAAGAAUACUAUGGCUGUGGCGCUCCACAAUAGUGUCUAUUUGUGGGAUGCUAGUAAAGGAAACAUCACCCACCUCAUGACCAUGGAGCAGGAAACAGACUAUGUCAGUUCUUUGUCUUGGAGCAAAGAUGGAAGCUACAUCUCAAUUGGGACCAGUGACUGCGCUGUCCAAUUGUGGGACGUAGAGCAGGAGAAAUGCCUGCGCAGUAUGGCGAGCCACUCUGCAAGAGUCUGCAGCAUGAGUUGGAAUCAACACAUCCUUUCAAGUGGCAGCAGGUCAGGGCAGAUUCACCACCAUGAUGUGAGGGUGGCAGAUCACCACAUUUUCACCUUGAAAGGCCACUCUCAGGAGGUGUGCGGCCUAAAGUGGUCUCCGGACGGCCGCUACCUGGCCAGCGGAGGCAAUGACAACACGGUGUGCAUUUGGCCUCGCAUAUCACAGGGCCGUGGCGAAGUAAGCACUCCGGUGCGCUCCUGGGAUCUCCACAAAGGAGCUGUCAAGGCCCUGGCCUGGUGUCCGUGGCAAUCAAACAUCCUGGCCUCUGGCGGCGGCUCCACUGACUGUCACAUCCGCGUGUGGAACGUCACCAGUGGCGCCUGCCUCAGUUCACUAGACACGCAGUCCCAGGUCACCGCCCUUUUGUUUGCUCCUAACUACAAGGAGCUGGUGUCUGCACAUGGUUACGCAGACAAUAGUGUGAUGAUCUGGAAGUACCCAUCCCUGACAAAAGUGGCAGACCUCAGAGGACACGAAGACCGAAUUCUUAAUCUGGCCAUGAGCCCAGACUGUUCCACCAUUGCUAGCGUGGCAGCGGAUGAGACGAUCCGCCUAUGGCGGAGCUUCGAAGAGGACCCCAGCAAGAAGCCCAAGGAAGCUCGAUCUCUGAGGACCGCCUUGUGCCAGUCCAUCAGAUGAACCAUGUCACUCCAUGUCAGCAAUGGACACUUAAAUGUGAAAUAAAGUUUUCUAGCCAGUGUUUUAGCAAUGGCAGCUUUUUAAUACCCGUGAUUGGGUCAUAUUCAAAUUUUAUUCUGGUGUUCAACUGGAUUUGCUUACUUCCAAGCAGCAGUUUGAGUUUAUUAAUUUUGGUGUGUUAUCCAUACACUGUAUAUCAUAUUUGCCAUAGUUUUGCAAUCAACUUAACAAUAAAUCUAUUGGACAAA